CUGGCAACUCUAAAUUGGUCUUUCAAUUUUCGUGAAAAAAGCUCGUUGUAUCGUAUUGAGCGAUUUCGAGCAUUUUGCGUAAAACUAUUGUUAUAUUUUGUGAUAAUUGUUCGUCUAAUCUCAUAAUUUAGUUGUAAGAACUAGCUGUUAUUAAAAAUAACGUCAAACCAAAGUGGUAUUACUUAUAAGUUCGCUAGUGAAUUACUGACAGAUCGAUUCGGCGUUGCGAAGUUGCAGGUUAUAUUGAAAAAUAGUUAGAUUUAAUUGAUUUAUUGUAAGUAAAUUAUCGAAAUGGAGAGCAUGGAUGUUGCACAAGAAGGUACGUCUGCGGCGUCGACGCCGGCGGGUGAAAAUGGGCCUGAUAAGAAUGUCACGGCGGAAGAAAUGACCUCCAGGGACUAUUACUUCGACUCCUACGCACAUUUUGGUAUUCACGAGGAGAUGCUGAAGGACGAAGUACGAACACUUACCUACAGAAAUGCUAUGUACCACAAUAAGCACCUGUUCAAGGGCAAAACAGUCCUGGACAUUGGCUGCGGCACGGGCAUCUUGUCCAUGUUUGCAGCGAAGGCUGGUGCAGCUAAAGUUAUAGCGGUGGAGUGCUCCAACAUAGUGGACUACGCCCGCAAGAUUGUAGAAGCUAACAGACUCAGUGAUGUCAUUGAGAUUGUUAAAGGAAAGGUGGAGGAAGUGGAGCUCCCAGUGGAAAAGGUGGACAUCAUCAUCUCGGAGUGGAUGGGCUACUGCCUGUUCUACGAGAGCAUGUUGGACACCGUCCUGUAUGCACGUGACAAGUGGCUCAAAGCUGAUGGCAUGCUCUUCCCUGACAGAUGCACAUUAUUCAUCUGCGGCAUUGAAGACCGUCAGUACAAGGACGAGAAGAUCAACUGGUGGGACGAUGUGUAUGGCUUCGACAUGAGCUCCAUCAGGAAGGUGGCCAUCUCCGAGCCUCUUGUUGAUGUUGUUGAUGCUAAACAGGUGGUGACUAACUCCUGCUUAUUGAAAGAAAUAGACUUGUACACAGUUAAGAAGGAGGAUCUUAACUUCGAAUCCAAAUUCCACCUACAAGUGCGUCGCAACGACUUCAUCCAAGCCCUAGUAACGUUCUUCAACGUGGAGUUCACGAAGUCGCACAAGCGGCUCGGCUUCAGCACCGCGCCCGAGGCUCCCUACACGCACUGGAAGCAAACCGUCUUCUACUUCGACGAUUAUAUGAUGCAGGUAAAAAAGUUCGAGGAGAUCACAGGAACAUUCUCGAUGCGUCAAAACGCGCGGAACAACCGCGAUUUGGACUUCGAGAUCGAAAUUGAUUUCAAAGGCGAACUCUGCCAAGUUCGGGAGAAGAAUCAUUAUAGGAUGCGCUGAGACAGCUAGCGUUUAUAACCAGCCUUCACUGUUACACUUUUAUACCCAGUUUCCCUUGCCACAGAUUGUAUCAGAAAUCUAGAUUUUAUGCAGCAAAUACUUCAUGGUUUGAGGCCAUAGAUAAAAUAAAAUAAAUUUUGUGAUUAUUCAGCCAGUAUCAACUGCUUUGUCGUCAACGUAACUUUUUGUAUUGAUAAUAUUCAAAGUUAAAAAUUACUUUGUUCUUGUGAAAAUAUAAUGUUGUGUGCAUGUAUCUCGCUCGUGCAAUUGGCCUAACUCUAGUCUGAACCUUGCUUGAUUGACACUUAAAUAUCUUUUAUUUUUUAAUAAAUUGUCUCAACAAUUGAUUCAUUAUAUAUAAAAAUAAACGGAGUUGUAAAUGGGGUCACUAUUUUUUGUUAGGCCAUUUUCGCUGUGGCACUGUCCUAAUGCUAGCUUGACUAGUUUAUUAUUGAGAAAUUAUCUUUAUGUACAAUUGAUGUCGAUAUAAAGAUACUUUUAUUGUCGCUUUGUAUAUAGGGGCAAGUAUAACAACGUCCGAAGGCUGGUAAUUAACUAGUAAACGAAUUUUGUAACAACAAUACUAAGAAAUAUGGUCGCUGCGUAAUUUUUAAUUACUUAAAAAUUAAGUUGUUUCCACUCACUUUAUUCGGUUUAUUUCCAUUUUUUUGUGUGAUACGAUAUUUUCGUUUUGAUAUGUUUCUUUGAUGCAUGGUUGAGUGAUAUCAGAUGUUAAUAAAAUUGAGUCGAGCUAGAAUGGUUGUUUUUCUGUCAAAAUAAUUUUGUUAUCCAACACAGAUUUAUGUUUUAAAAUAGAUCCAUUAGUUUAUCGAAUUGAAUACAAUAAACUGACUUACAAAGUCAGUGUUUACCAAUCAGUAUUUUUGUUUAAUUAAUUGUCGGCUCGAAUAAAGUGAGUUGGGGUAAUUUGACGAUGUUUAUGAUCUAGGUUAGGUAUCUCACUUUUGUAUGACCGCCUAAACGAUACUGCGAAGCCCUACAAAGGGAGUUAUUAUAGAAUUUUCAUAACACUGUACUAAGAUACUUUGUUGUAUUCAUAAAUGACGUGUUAAUGGCAGUUUUGAAAUGCCAGUAACUUCUUGUACGCAAGAGUUUAGCUGUGAACCCAGUGAUUUUAGACUUAGGUAUAUAUUUAGCACGAUAGGUAUAAUAUUUGAGCUAGAACAUUGCACAUGACAGAUUUGAUAUUAUUUUUGUAGCGUAUUGUUCUCAAGGACUGCAGUUCGGUAAGAAUAAAUUUCAGGCACCUACAAGUCCUUCGAUAGCAGACAGUAAAAGGUAUAUAAUAAAUCAAACCAAGUAAAACAUACUUUGAAAGGACAUAACAACACUGCUUCGAGUGCCUACCGUUCUAAUAAUGUUCCAACAUAUAGUAUAAGCAUAAAUAAUUACUAGGAGCAUAGAAAAUCGUUUGCUGAUGUUAUCUAUUUUUGAUAUUAAAAGCCCCAAGCUGAACUUCAGAACUGCCAUUAACAAAAUGACUAUUGUUUAGUUUAUACUGAGCACUUGUAAUAGAAGUAAGGUUGAUGUUCAACUGCCGAUGCCAAUGUGCCACUCAGUGGCGUUUUCUACGGUUUAGCAACUGUGUGUAUGGUGUACGAAUAUUUGUGGUGCAUUCAUGAAUAAGUACCUAUAAGCAA
This is a messenger RNA of Helicoverpa armigera (cotton bollworm), 3026 nucleotides long. It is a transcript of the gene Art1, whose product is annotated as protein arginine N-methyltransferase 1. Gene Ontology annotation, molecular function: protein-arginine N-methyltransferase activity. The transcript is spliced from 8 exons. Bases 292 to 1365 code for a protein of 357 amino acids. Gene Ontology annotation, biological process: peptidyl-arginine methylation. NCBI's taxonomy places the organism in Eukaryota, Metazoa, Arthropoda, Insecta, Lepidoptera, Noctuidae. The record is from RefSeq and is a predicted model, not a curated record. Gene Ontology annotation, cellular component: nucleus.